Molecule: messenger RNA, 489 nt
Organism: Cantharellus anzutake
Lineage: Eukaryota; Fungi; Basidiomycota; Agaricomycetes; Cantharellales; Hydnaceae
Exons: 2
Coding region: 1-489 (162 amino acids)
Source: RefSeq, a predicted model, not a curated record
AUGAGGUUUUAUGUGCGGGAUGAAUACUAUAAACUCGAUGAAUUCGUGGAGGAGCAGAGACAAUCAGACGUCACUGAGCGUUAUCGCCGCAGACCAAUUUUGCUUACUGGACAACCUGGAAUAGGCAAGACCGUCUACUUGACGUACUGUCUCGUGAAUCGGCUCGCACAAGGAAAGCCCACCGUGUUUUCUAGGUCGCAUUCGAUACGUUUCGCCUUUCUCAGUUCUGGCGUUUACCUGAUUCCAGACAAUUCCUUCCAUCUUUGGGAUGAUCCCGAGCUCUCCGCGGCUGAAGGACGAGAUUUGGAUGGCCUUGUUCUCUUCGAUCUAAGUUCGAAUGAAAAGGUCGACACUUCCUUUCAGCGAUGGAGAGUCUUGGUAGCAUCGUCGCCCAAGCCACAAGAGGUACGUGGAUGGAUAGAGGAAAAUGACGUGAACGUGUUCUACAUGAGAACAUGGAGUUGGCAAGAAGUGUAUGUCUGUCGGUGA